Molecule: messenger RNA, 2837 nt
Organism: Oreochromis aureus
Lineage: Eukaryota; Metazoa; Chordata; Actinopteri; Cichliformes; Cichlidae
Product: B-cell linker protein
Exons: 19
Coding region: 78-1169 (363 amino acids)
Biological process (GO): intracellular signal transduction; cell surface receptor protein tyrosine kinase signaling pathway
Source: RefSeq, a predicted model, not a curated record
GCCAUUUGCAUCCAAGGACCGAAACAAAGACAUAUCCUCAUGACUUGAGCUGUGAGACGCGUCCCCAAGUCGUGAAAAUGAGUUUCUUUGGAAAACUGAAGAACCUACACACUGGACCUCCAGCUCCUCCUAGGAGGACGGAUAACAAUGCAGCAUAUGGGUGGCCGGAGGAUGAAUUUGAUGAUGACAAUGACAUGUAUGAAGCUCCUCCCUGUGAGCGACCGGCUGUCAAAGUGCCACCGAGAGAAGUGGAGGAGAACGUUUAUCUGGAGAGGACAUCCAAACCCGGUGUAACACCGAGGCAGGUUGCACCUCCACCCAGACCAAGCAAAUUCUCGGAUGCCAUCAGCAAACCACCUGAGGUCAUUAGAAGUGAUAAGCCAGGGAGGAAGAAGAUGCCGCUUCAGACAGUCCCUGUAGAGGAAGAUGUGUACCUGGAUCCAACUGAAGAAGCGGAGGAUGAUGAUGAUGACCUUUAUUUAGAACCAGAAGCAGCUUGCUCUCCUCCCCCGCGUGGGCCCAUGAAGAUGCCUCCGUCUCCCAGGACACCGGCACCUGCUCAUAUACCCUUAAAGAAGCCUUCAAUCCCCAGAGAUAAGUCUAAUUUUGUUUUGCCUCCGUUAGAGGACAGAAAAAGAGGUCCUUCGGCAGAAGAGCGACGUCCCACUUUUGCAAAACCACCUCCACCAAUUCCUGGUGCUAAGCCGCAUCUGCCACCAAACAUGAAGGAACCUAAAGCCAGCCCUCCAAAUCCUCCAAUACCAGACACUAAGCCUGUGGCCUCCCAUGGUGGUAUGAGGGUAACCAGACAAAACAGCCUAGAGGAUAGAGAAUGGUUUGCUGGUGACUGCAACAGAAAGACAGCAGAGGAUCUCUUACAGAGAAUCAACAAGGACGGUGCCUUUCUCAUCCGAUACAGCUCUGCCCAGAGCACGCACCAGCCCUACACCCUUGCUGUGCUUUACCAGGAGAAGGUGUACAACAUUCCCAUUCGCUUCCUGGUGGAAACUAAAGCCUAUGCUCUUGGAAAGGAAGGCAAAAAGAACGAAGAGACUUUCAACAGCCUGGAUGAAAUGAUUUCUUACCACAAGAAUAACCAACUGCUGCUGAUUGACAGCAAGAGCCAGGCCAAGCACACAGCACAUUUAACCCACCCUGUACGCACUUAAAACUACACUGCAACUACCUGUUCAGACGAAUCAUGAGGAUAAUGGCACAGUCACUCACUGCAGGGCUACUGGGUGUCAAUCCCAGAAAUGCAGUUUCAUCUUUAUGGAAUCUAUAACACAGUAAAAGUACUUUUUUUUUUUUUUUCGUUUUAAAUAAGUGAAAGGAGACAGGGUAACUUUCAGUGCACAGAGGUGUCGAAAAUCCUCAGUGACACACAGCUGCCUCAAGAUAGCAUGAAGUUCAGAGCUCAUCAACUUCGGUGCCUGUUUGCACCAUAUUGUCAUCGUAAUGAAUAGUUAACUGUUGAUGGUAGGCUCUUAAAAAAGGAAACUGUGCCAUUCAGUUUCUGUACCAGUCGUGCUGUGAGGAUGUUUAGCCUUACUGUCAUCAUUUUAAAAAAUACAAACUGUAAAGUUCUGCUGUUAUGAAGCAUUAAAAUGUCUCAAGAGCUUCACAGAAUGCAGCUAAUAUAUAUAUAUAUAUAUAUAUAUAUAUAUAUAUAUAUAUCUCUUUCCUGCUCAUUCAUAUUACAAUACUUAUGUGUGAUGCACCACUGAGAUAAAUAUCUGUAUGCACUACGAGUUUUAAUUUAAGUGUGUAUCUUUCCAUUUGGUUAUUUUAAUGACUUUGACCUAUUAUAUUAUGCUGUACUCUGCCUUUUCAGUGUAUUGUUGUAGAAAUUUGUGCAAAACAGACAAAAACUUUACAUUUGACCAUUUUCUUAACUUCCUCAUACACUUAUCUAUGUUUACUACUAGUCUUUAAUAACCACGAUUUGCCCUAGAUCCCAUAACUGAAAAUAAGUCUUUAUUUGGAGUUUCUGUGAUUUCUGUUAUUAUUUCAGAGAGUUAAGUACAUUGCAAAUGACUGAUGUUACUUGAAGUCCUUUAAGUAAACUCAGAAACCUGAAUGUUUAAAAUCUUUGCUUGUGGUAUAUCCUGGUUUCUGUGGGUGGAUGAGAGCUGCAUGCAGCUGCCGACCACACACUGGUGGUUUCACAUGCUUCCUGUGAGGGUUAAUCAUAAAACCAAACCUAAAACCACCUGGUAGAAUAAUUAGUGUGAUACUGUAUAAAGAAGUCAGGAGUCUCCCAGCUCCCAGUUUGCAUAUGUGAGACAGCUCUACUUUUAAAGCUGUAAUAAACUUUAUUAAAAAGAAAGCUUUUAUUUGGGGCUGGAUCAGGUGACCCUGAGCCAUGUCUUAGUUAUGCUGCAAUAGACUCGACCUGCUGUGUGUGUGUGUGUGUGUGUGUGUGUGUGGGUGUGUGGGUGGGUGGGUGGGUGGGGGGGUCUUUUCAUGUUGCACUGAGACUUUCUUCUUCACUUGCAGCUUUUCUUUUUCAAUGUGCUUAUACACCACUAUUGCAUUUAACCAUUAUCAGUGAUUAAACUCUGUCUCCAACUGUGUGCAGAACCUCCUUGAGUCUGGUUUUGGACUGAAGGUUCUUCCUGCUUUUACGGUGUUUUUCCUUCCUACACUCACCAGGUGCUUGGUCACAGAUUUUUGUCUAAUUCGUGUUUCUUUCUAAUAUUGUAGAUAAAAGAAUAAAAUAUGGUGGUGAGACCUGCUAUGAUGUGUUAUGUUUUGUUUGGAGAUGGCGGCACUGAUAAAUAGACAGAAGGCCAAGCUGGACGUGGCAGACUUGGAGAAGUUUUUCAUUGGGUGUG